AUGGCCGCAGAAAUGCCCCACGCUGUUGCUACUGGAGGCAAGAAGGUCGAUGCGUCGACAAUCGCCGAGCCUUUCAGCUCUGCCGUGCGCCGAUACAUUGAGCAUGACAUGGCCGGAGUCGGUCCAAAGCUCGUCGGUCUGCUCGCACAUGGCGAUCCGGCCGCGAAGAAGUACGCCGCGUGGACGGGCAAAGCGUGUGCCCGCGACGGCAUUCGCUACGAGUUGCGUGAAGUUCCGAAAGACGAUCUGUUGGCGGCUCUGCAACAAGCCAAUGAGGACCCGGACGUGCACGGGAUUCUAGUGUAUUACCCCUGCUUUGGCACAUUUCCCAGCUUUUUCGGAGGCACGAUGGACGACUUUUUACGCGAUAGCAUUAGUAUUAAAAAAGACGUUGAAGGACUGGGUCAGUUCUAUCGGGGCAAUUUGUACCGGAAUAUUCGCUAUGUGGAUGACGAACAGACGCAAAAGUGCGUCCUGCCCUGUACGCCACUGGCGAUUGUCAAGAUCCUGGAGCAUCUUGGCAUUUACGACAAGACUCGAGAAAACACGGGCAAUCAGCUGGAAGGGGUCAGCGUUACUGUGAUCAAUCGCAGUGACAUUGUUGGUCGACCGCUGGCUGCGCUGCUUGCUAAUGACGGCGCUGACGUCUAUAGCGCCGACAUUGACUCACUCUACUUGUUUCGUCGCGGGAAACUCAUUCCAAGCGAAGAAACACCAGAGACAGCGUGCAAAAAGUCCCGAGUCAUCAUCACUGGCGUGCCGGUCAAGAGCUACAAGCUGCCACUGGAGUGGGUGAGCGAGAACACGGUUGUCAUUAAUGUCGCGUCGUUCAAGAAUGUGGACGAAGCAGGACUGCUGCAAAUCAAGGGUGUGCAGUACGUGCCGCUUGUGGGGAAAGUGACGGUGGCCAUGCUGGAGCGCAACUUACUACGUCUGUAUGAGAACUUCCACUGGAAACCUCGAAAGGUCUGGCAGUGA
This is a messenger RNA of Peronospora matthiolae, 978 nucleotides long. Lineage: Eukaryota; Oomycota; Peronosporomycetes; Peronosporales; Peronosporaceae. The record is from the annotation of a GenBank genome assembly.